UCCUUCAGGUCCUGCCCCAACUUCGGGGCUCCAGGACGCCCCCGUCCGGUGACCCGCUGAGCAACGAACGUCCCACCCAGGGACCCCCUUUUUUCCUGGGCUUCAGCGCUUCCGCCUCCGGGGCGGAGACUCCUCCCUCUCCCCGUCCGCGUUGUGUUCCCUGGAAGAGCAGCCGGGAACGCGUCCGCCGGCUCCGGCCGGGGCGAGCGAGAAGCCGGCCCCCUCCCGCCGCCGCCCGCCGCCCGCCGCCCGCCGCGCCGCACCCCGCGAGCGCAGGACCCUCCGGCGGCGCGGGCGCGGCUUCAGCACCGCGGACAGCGCCCCGCCCGCGGCAUGGCCCCGCGCUCCGGCCCCGCGGCGCUGCUGCUGGGCUUCGGCCUCCUCGGGCUGCGCGCGGGAGUCUGGGGUACAGAUACAGAGGAGCGCCUGGUGGAACACCUCCUGGACCCCUCCCGGUACAACAAGCUCAUCCGCCCGGCCGCCAAUGGCUCUGAGCUAGUGACCGUGCAGCUCAUGGUGUCUCUGGCCCAGCUCAUUAGUGUGCACGAGCGGGAGCAGAUCAUGACCACAAAUGUCUGGCUGACCCAGGAGUGGGAGGACUAUCGGCUCACCUGGAAGCCCGAGGAGUUUGACAACAUGAAGAAAGUUCGACUCCCGUCCAAACACAUCUGGCUCCCAGAUGUAGUUCUGUACAACAAUGCUGACGGCAUGUACGAGGUGUCCUUCUAUUCCAACGCCGUGGUCUCCUACGACGGCAGCAUCUUCUGGCUGCCGCCCGCCAUCUACAAGAGCGCCUGCAAGAUCCAGGUGAAGCACUUCCCGUUCGACCAGCAGAACUGCACCAUGAAGUUCCGCUCGUGGACCUACGACCGCACGGAGAUCGACCUGGUGCUCAAGAGUGACGUGGCCAGCCUGGACGACUUCACCCCCAGCGGCGAGUGGGACAUCGUGGCGCUCCCCGGCCGGCGCAACGAGAACCCGGACGACUCCACGUACGUGGACAUCACGUACGACUUCGUCAUCCGCCGCAAGCCGCUCUUCUACACCAUCAACCUCAUCAUCCCGUGCGUGCUCAUCACCUCGCUGGCCGUCCUGGUCUUCUACCUGCCGUCCGACUGCGGCGAGAAGAUGACGCUGUGCAUCUCCGUGCUGCUGGCGCUCACCGUCUUCCUGCUGCUCAUCUCCAAGAUCGUGCCGCCCACCUCCCUGGACGUGCCGCUCGUCGGCAAGUACCUCAUGUUCACCAUGGUGCUCGUCACCUUCUCCAUCGUCACCAGCGUGUGCGUGCUCAACGUGCACCACCGCUCGCCCAGCACGCACACCAUGGCGCCCUGGGUCAAGGUCGUCUUCCUGGAGAAGCUGCCCGCGCUGCUCUUCAUGCAGCAGCCGCGCCACCGCUGCGCCCGCCAGCGCCUGCGUCUGCGGCGGCGCCAGCGCGAGCGCGAGGCGGGCGCCCUCCUCUUCCGGGAAGCCCCCGGGGAGUCGUAUUCCGGGCCCGCGCGCGGCGGGCCGGGGGCGGGCGGCUGCGGCCUCCGCGCGGCGGUGGACGGCGUGCGCUUCAUCGCGGACCACGUGCGCAGCGAGGACGACGACCAGAGCGUGAGUGAGGACUGGAAGUAUGUCGCCAUGGUGAUCGACCGCCUGUUCCUCUGGAUCUUCGUCUUCGUCUGUGUUUUCGGCACAGUCGGCAUGUUCCUGCAGCCCCUCUUCCAGAACUACUCCCCUGCCCGCUUCCUGCAGGCCGACCGCCCGGCCCCCAGCUCCAAGUGAGGCCGCCGGCUGCACGCUCCGCCUCGCCCUCCGUGCCCGACUGGUCUGGUCGUUUUAGGCGGAGGAGGGACGAGUGGGCCGCAGGUGGGGGCUGCUGGUGCAGACCCGCCUCUCCCGCCCCUACCGCAGCCCCUCCCCGCCCCCGCGGCAGACAGCCAACCCUGGAGGGCCCCAGCCAGGUUGGUGUGGGGCUGGGCGGGCAUGUGGGCUACGGCAGGGGUGUGGAGAUGUUGGGCCGCGCACACUGAGGGAAGCGUGAGGGGCUGGGGCGGGGCAGAGUCCCAGGGCCCCUGGCGCAGCAGCUCCAGACCCGACUCGGGCCUACCCUCCCUACGUACGUGGCCCGUGGGCUGGCGGGUCUGUCCAGGGCUUACCUGGUGCUGUGGCCAGACCCCUGGGGGCCCUCCAGCCCAGCCCUGCAGCCCCCUGCUUCUAUGGGCUCCAGAGCCCAGCCCCAGGUCCCUGCAUCCCUGGACGUCCCCCCACUUUCUUUCUUGUUCGGGGCGGGUGGGGCAGCCGGGCUGGGCAUUGGACCCCUGAGUUUGGAGCCUUCCGGUGCCCUGUUUGGAGCCCAAGGGCCAAGUCCUCCAGCACAAACGCAGGGUCUCCGGUGGCCGUUCCCCACUUGACUGGAGCAGGGCUUUGGAGUCAGAGAAGAGAAGGUGUUCGCUUUCCGCAGCUCCAGGCUCGGCCCACAGCAGAGGGCGCCGAGCGGGAGGGAGUCAGCACUGCCUGGCUGUCCCCCGAGACCUGAGCUGGGCCUAGGCCAAACCCCCCUACCAUCACCGGCUCUCUAGAAACACAGCCUUUGCUUCUGUCCCGUGGGCUCGUGGAGGCCGUGUCCUGACGCUGCUCCCGGGGUCCGGCCGGGGGACUCUGGGCUCUUAGCCGAGGAGACAGACCUCUGACGGGCGUCCUGCCCCCACUCCCGCCACGUGACUAGCUCUGCUCUGUGGUCCCGGCCUGUCCUCAGCGCCAGCAGGUGGCCGGUCCCCGAGGGGGCCGUCUGUCCAGCGCAGCCAGAGGGCCGGCUGACACAGACCACGCUGUCCUCUGGAACCCGGCUGGAGCCCUGCUUGUGCGGGCGCGGCAGAGCUGGGGACAGUGCCGAGGGCUCGGGGGGACGCACCGCAUCCGCCCCGGGACCAGACGGUCUCAGUCUGGAUGCCAGUCCCAGCUCACACCUGCUUGCUCAGCCGCCGCGAGCAAGUCCGUUGCUUUUCUGGGCGUCGGCGGCCUCGUCUCCCGAGUGGGGACAGUAGCGAGGAGGAAGCAGCCUAGUCUGUUCUUGGCGGACCUUGGCCGGGUGUGCAGUGUGGGAGCGGCCAGAGCGGGGGACGCCUGACCAUCCUUAGAGCCUCGCACAGCCCUCCUCUUCCUCUCCCUGGAGCAGAACCAGCCCCAGCAGCAGCGUUGCGGGUCUGGGGACCUGGCACUGGAGGAGCGCGGCCCGGGGGGCUCUCCGGGGGCCACUCGUCAGGCCUGAUGGCCGUAGUUCCCUCAAGCACCUUCAGGGAAGCGGCAUCCUGUUCCCGGGCCGAGCUCUUCCCCACACUGGUGUGCCCGCAGGGCCUCGGGGCCGAUCCUGUCCCAUCCUGGCUGUGCAUGUCCCGCCAGCCGCUGGACAAGGUGUGCCUCAGCGCGUGUCCCCAGCUGGCCGAGUGGGUGUCUUGGCCUGCGGAGUCCCCCUCUUCCUGGGCAGCAAACAGAAUUUCCUGUAUUAAGCUGGAGCCGCUGCUGGGUCAGAGUCCCGGGGUGGGGAGUGUCCCGGAGCCUGAAGAGCAACCGGAAAGGAACCGUCCAUCUGGCGGGUCGGGUGCCAGCCCGAGGCCCGGCUCCUGGCUGUCUGGGCGCCUCGCUGUGGCCUGGCCGCUGGGAGUGCUUCCUGCCCGGCACUCGAGCCUGCUGUCACCGGGGGUGCUGGAGUCCCGCUGGCGGUUUCCCCACUCCCCCGGAGCCUCUGACGUGUAAGGAGACCCCAGGGAGGCGGGGAGGGGGGUUGCUGCGACUCAGGAAAGCCCCUUGCUCUGGCCUUGCUCCUUCCCGCUGGUGACCUGGGGGCGGCAGAGCCUGCUGAGGCAACAGAAGGUCACACGGGGACAGAAGGUCGCGCGGGACAGAAGGUCGCACAGGACCGGGUGAGCUGGGCAGGGCCUUCGGGGUGGUGCCUUCCACUCCCAGGGGACCGUGCCAGCAGCAGGAGGGAGAGGGCAGGGGCGGAGGGAGGCGGCCCACCGCUCAGACGAGGUGAUGCCCCGCGUGGGGACAGUUCGAGCCCUGGGGACGCCGGGAAUCCUGGGACAAGCGUCGUCCCUUCUCUUCCCUUGGUGCUGUUGGGGAAGCUCCCUGCCCUUCUGUGGGGGGCCGGCUCUGCAGAGAAUCCGUGCCCCGUCUGGAGAGGGCGGUGCAGACCCUGGAGUGGGAGCCUGAGCGAGGGGGGCUUGGGAGGGGCGGCUGGGGAAGCGGCGGGCAUCGUCUCCAUCUGCAAACCACCUUGCCCGAGUAGCGGGGCAGCGCAUGCCGCCCGUCCCUGAUGCUAGGGGCUGCCGUAGCAGGAGACCAGUGUCCUGGUGGCCGGGACAGCUGCACCCAAGGUGGUCUCCCAGCCACCCUGCCCUGCAGAGGAAGACCGUGCCUGGGAAGGGGAGAGGCAGGGGGUGCUCUGGGCAGCAUCUGGGCCCGACUUCCGUCUCCUCCCAGCCCCGGGGACAGCCUGCAGGGAAGGGCCCCUGGCGACAGGAGACUCGCUCAGCUGAGCCAUCUACACGGCUGGGCCAUGACACAGGCUGUGGGAAAGCAAGGGGCAUCUCUGAGUCGGUCCCCGGCCAGAGCGCACUCUACUCCCUCUCAGCCUCUGCCUCUAGGGGCCAUGGCCAGGUCAUCCCUCAGCCCAGCGGGUGCCGGCCGGUCACUUGCCAGGCUGGAGUGAGAAUUGGCCGCAUGUUUCCGAGCGUGAGUGUCACACGGCUCCUGAGGGACUAUAGGUCUAGGAGCCGUCGCUAGGACGCCUCACCCACGCGCUCAGAGCCCUCGACCCCACACACUAGCCUUGGCCUCCCUUCUCUGUGCUUCCGGAAUAUUUGCACUGGUCUAACCCGCCUCAGGCCAGACCCCUUAGGCAUUCAAGAUUCUCGUAAAGAAAAUUGUUUCCCAAGC
Mustela erminea (ermine) is the source of this 4926-nucleotide messenger RNA. It is a transcript of the gene CHRNB2, whose product is annotated as cholinergic receptor nicotinic beta 2 subunit. Gene Ontology annotation, cellular component: postsynaptic membrane; synapse; neuron projection. The transcript has 6 exons. NCBI's taxonomy places the organism in Eukaryota, Metazoa, Chordata, Mammalia, Carnivora, Mustelidae. Gene Ontology annotation, biological process: nervous system process; monoatomic ion transmembrane transport; chemical synaptic transmission. Bases 334 to 1770 code for a protein of 478 amino acids. The record is from RefSeq and is a predicted model, not a curated record. Gene Ontology annotation, molecular function: transmembrane signaling receptor activity; acetylcholine-gated monoatomic cation-selective channel activity.